CACUGCAGGUUCAUAUGUGCAGACCAACCUUAUAUGGACGCAUCGGACAAGGUAAUGGCUUAUUUGCCUCCUGCACCCAGCACCGGCACUGUAUCCAUGAGCCGCGCAUAGCACUUGAGCCACUUUGGCAUCCCUCCCUGGACCCCUCGGAGACCGAACCAGAGCUACUUCGGCUGCAGGCGAUGCUCGCCCACAGCGGCUCCUCUCCAUAGCCUCGACUCUCCUUGCCCCUUCCCAAUAUCAGCUUCUCCUUCUCUCCCUGUGUGUGUCGCCUCAAACAGCGACAGAAAGGUGCUGGUGCUGCAACUUUUUUUUUUUGUCGCCCCCCACCAGAAUAUGUCGUUGACCAACACAAAGACGGGCUUCUCUGUUAAGGACAUUUUGGACCUUCCGGACACGAAUGACGAAGAGGGAUCUAUCACCGGAGCGGAGGACGACACGGAGGGCUCAGAGAGCACGUCCACGACGAAAAGCACGGGAGUUUUGGUGAAAGGUCCCCUGGAAAAUGUGCAGAACCUGCCUUUAAAGAACCCAUUUUACGACACUAGUGACAAUCCGUACACGCGAUGGCUCGCCACCACGGACAGUAUUCAAUAUUCAUUGCACGGCCUCUCCGCCGGCUCCCAGGACUCCGCCAAGUCCCCGGAGCCGUCCGCAGACGACGAGUCGCCGGACAACGAGAAGGAGACGUCCAGCAGCGGGGGGAGCGACUCGGGCAAGAAGCGCAAAAGGCGGGUGCUGUUCUCCAAGGCGCAGACCUACGAGCUGGAGCGCCGUUUCCGACAGCAGAGGUACCUGUCCGCCCCGGAGAGGGAGCACCUGGCCAGCCUGAUCCGCCUCACUCCCACCCAAGUGAAGAUCUGGUUCCAAAACCACCGGUACAAGAUGAAGCGAGCCCGGGCUGAGAAAGGUAUGGAAGUGAGCCACCUCCCUUCCCCCAGGCGAGUGGCCGUGCCCGUCUUAGUCAGGGACGGGAAGCCUUGUCACACCCUUAAAGCUCAGGACUUGGCGGCCACUUUUCAGGCCGGGAUCCCCUUCACGGCGUACGGCGCGCAGUCGCUCCAACACAUGCAGUACAACGCGCAAUACGGCGCAGCGGCCACGCCGCACUUUCCCACGGCGCACCACUUGGUGCAAACGCAACAGUGGACUUGGUAAGGGGACGCGAUAGACAGAGACUCGAUUUUGGGAAGGCAGUUUCACUCCUCACGCAAAGAGAGGGGGAAACAUCACGCAAAGCCACUCACGAAAGACUUCAUUUUUUCGCAGUCCACACAAUAUACGGUACCAUUUUUAUUCGGGGCUUACGUGUGCACCGUGUUUACAUGUUUUCGUUAAGAGAACUGGCUCCAAA
Molecule: messenger RNA, 1354 nt
Organism: Syngnathus typhle (broad-nosed pipefish)
Lineage: Eukaryota; Metazoa; Chordata; Actinopteri; Syngnathiformes; Syngnathidae
Gene: nkx2.2a
Product: NK2 homeobox 2a
Exons: 2
Coding region: 337-1158 (273 amino acids)
Biological process (GO): cell differentiation; regulation of transcription by RNA polymerase II
Cellular component (GO): nucleus
Molecular function (GO): RNA polymerase II cis-regulatory region sequence-specific DNA binding; DNA-binding transcription factor activity, RNA polymerase II-specific
Source: RefSeq, a predicted model, not a curated record